UCUUUAGAAAAAAAAAUAACUUUUUUUUUUUUUCCUUGAAAACGUAUGUAGAGAGGUGAAGAGACUUACACAGUGCCAUGGCCGUGGCUUCUGCUAUGGACUUAUCUCCUCCAACGUUCUUCUUAUCCGGAACUUCUUCAUCUUCAUCUUCUUCUUAUUCGUCUCUUCGUCGUCUCUCCUCCGUCUCUGUCUCUAGAUACCGCCGUCACUCUUAUCAUAAGUUACAGCUACUUUGCCAGGCCACAGCCGGGACUGAGCCUCAGAGCGGUCUCUCUGCCUCUGGCUCCAAAUUAGCCGCUCGUUCUGGUCAAGACCGUUUCUUGAAGGUUCCGAUUUCGAACAUCAGGAAUUUUAGUAUUAUAGCUCAUAUUGAUCAUGGGAAGUCUACGUUAGCGGAUAAGUUGCUUCAGGUGACUGGUACUGUUCAGAACAGAGAUAUGAAGGAACAGUUUCUUGAUAACAUGGACUUAGAGAGAGAACGAGGCAUCACUAUCAAGCUUCAGGCAGCUCGAAUGCGUUAUGUUUUUGAGGAUAAACCAUAUUGCCUCAACUUGAUAGAUACUCCAGGUCAUGUUGAUUUCUCUUACGAGGUUUCCCGAUCUCUUGCUGCUUGCGAGGGUGCUCUUCUUGUUGUGGAUGCAUCCCAGGGUGUGGAAGCACAAACAUUGGCUAAUGUGUAUUUGGCCUUGGAAAACAACCUCGAAAUUAUUCCUGUUUUGAAUAAGAUUGACCUUCCAGGCGCUGAGCCAGAGAAAGUUCUCAGGGAGAUUGAGGAGGUUAUUGGGUUAGACUGUAGCAAAGCAAUAUUCUGCUCGGCAAAGGAGGGAAUUGGUAUUACGGAGAUUUUGGAUGCAAUUGUUCAAAGGAUACCUGCACCUCGUGAUACUGCAGGAAAUCCCUUAAGAGCUUUAAUUUUUGACAGUUACUAUGAUCCAUAUCGUGGUGUCAUUGUAUACUUUCGAGUUAUCGAUGGCAAAGUGAAGAAAGGCGACAGAAUUUUUUUCAUGGCAAGCGGAAAGGAUUACUUUGCGGAUGAAGUCGGAGUUCUGUCUCCAAAUCAAAUUCAAGUGGAUGAAUUAUAUGCGGGUGAGGUGGGAUACAUUGCGGCUUCUGUCAGAUCUGUUGCAGAUGCCAGGGUAGGAGAUACAAUAACACAUUAUAGCAGAAAGGCAGAAAGUUCUUUACCUGGUUACGAGGAAGCUACCCCUAUGGUGUUCUGUGGCCUUUUUCCAGUUGACGCUGACCAGUUUCCUGAUCUUCGCGAUGCAUUGGAAAAACUGCAACUCAAUGAUGCUGCAUUGAAGUUUGAGCCUGAAACUUCAAGUGCCAUGGGUUUUGGCUUUAGAUGCGGUUUCUUGGGUCUUCUCCACAUGGAAAUUGUGCAGGAAAGGCUCGAGAGGGAAUACAACUUAAAUCUAAUUACUACAGCUCCAAGUGUUGUUUAUAGGGUGAACACUGUAAAUGGUGAUACUACUAUGUGCUCAAAUCCAUCUCGCCUUCCAGAUCCUGGGCAAAGGAAAUCGGUCGAAGAGCCAUACGUUAAGAUUGAGCUACUUACACCAAAAGAAUAUAUCGGUGCGCUUAUGGAGCUCGCUCAAGAGAGAAGAGGGGAGUUCAAAGAAAUGAAGUAUAUAGCAGAAAACAGAGCUUCUAUCCUCUAUGAGUUACCUCUUGCAGAGAUGGUGGGAGAUUUCUUUGACCAAUUGAAGUCGAGAACCAAGGGAUAUGCUAGCAUGGAAUACUCAGUUAUUGGGUACAGGGAAAGCGAUCUAAUAAAACUCGAUAUUCUGAUAAAUGCUGAAAUGGUGGAACCUUUAUCAACCAUCGUACACAGGGAUAAGGCAUAUUCUGUUGGGAGAGCUUUGACUCAAAAACUGAAAGAGCUUAUUCCACGACAAAUGUUUAAAGUGCCUAUCCAGGCUUGUAUAGGAUCCAAGGUGAUUGCUAGUGAAGCACUCUCAGCAAUCAGAAAAGAUGUUUUGGCCAAAUGUUAUGGUGGAGACAUUUCUCGGAAGAAGAAGCUUCUUAAGAAACAGGCGGCAGGUAAAAAGAGAAUGAAAGCCAUAGGUAGAGUUGAUGUCCCUCAAGAAGCUUUUAUGGCCGUUCUCAAACUUGAACGAGAAGUAUUGUAACAUUUUUGUGGGGUUCUCCAUAAGUCACUCAAGAUCAACUACAUCAUCGAUAAACGUCUCUAAGGAUAAUCUGCAUCACUUGAUGGGCAUCUCCAAGACUCCAACGAUAGGGAAGAAUGCCACUUGAGAUUAGAGAAGUCUUUCCAUGGGUUGUUUGGAUGAUAACGUAUAAAUAAAUUGUCCUUGGUGUGCCAUUAUAUAGUUGGAGUAAUUGAAAAAUGUGACUGGCCUACCUUGGUGUCCUUUUUUGCAUGUGACGUGCGAAAAUCUGUCUUUCAUUUUCCGACUAUUAUUUAUUUUUCACUAUCAACCUAAAUCUUUUGGUUUCUAGAAGACUAGAACAACCUUUUUGGUCCUAACAAAACAUCCAGUGUCGGCUUAGGUAGAUGUAAGUUUCAUUAUAUUGAUUACAAUCAUAACAUAGCUGUAAGCAUGUAACAUAUAGUUAUGGAUGUUAAAAGUGGGUUAAAACCUACUGGGUACCCGAAACCCAUGUUUAAUAUUGAGUAUGCAGACCAAGUCUCCCGUAACAGGUAAAACAUUACAAUUUUUUUUUUUUGCUAA
Messenger RNA from Camelina sativa (false flax), 2696 nucleotides. The record is from RefSeq and is a predicted model, not a curated record. NCBI's taxonomy places the organism in Eukaryota, Viridiplantae, Streptophyta, Magnoliopsida, Brassicales, Brassicaceae.